CUCGGGCAUAAAAGCCAGAGUCUCGGAGCUGUGACCCAGUGCAGAAGGGAACGAGCUGGGGAGAGCUGCCGACUGCAGGCAGCCUUCUUCAGCCUCAAGCACCCAUCCCUCCAGCCCUCAGAUGGCUCUGACUGUCCCUCUGAUCGUUCUUGCAGUCCUGCUCAGCCUGAUGGAGUCUCCAGCCUCUGCUCCGGUCCACAGGGGGCGAGGAGGCUGGACCCUCAACAGUGCUGGUUACCUCCUGGGUCCCGUACUCCAUCCGCCCUCCAGGGCUGAAGGAGGCGGGAAGGGGAAGACAGCCCUCGGGAUCCUGGACCUGUGGAAGGCCAUUGAUGGGCUCCCCUAUCCCCAGUCUCAGUUGGCCUCCAAGAGGAGUCUGGAGACUUUCGCCAAACCAGACUCUGGAGUAACAUUUGUUGGAGUUCCUGACGUGGUGCCGUGGAAACGAAUCCGACCAGGAACUACGAGGUUUCAGAUCUAGGCAAGCUCUGCAAGAACGUUCCAAAGGAGAAAGAUGCCUUGUCGUCAUAUAUGCCUCCAAACUUCCGCUCCAAACUUCCCCCCCGUCCCCAGAUCCUCCUGAAACCCUAGGUAGACACCCUCUACUGAGACUGGGAGCCUGAAAGUAAAUCCCCAAAUCCCAGGUAGAAAAUGGGGAGCAUUUGAAGAAUUAUUCUCAAAAGUCCCCGGACUGUGCCAGGUUUCACUGAUCCCCCCCCCCCCUCCUUGGACUAAGUGUAAAGCGAUGUAAACCAACUCAAGAAUAAUUCUGAAACCAUUCAGGAGAUCCGGAGAGGAAUCGGGAAAUACUCCUGCAGUGCAUUUAAAGUAACUGGGUCCUAUGCAACAUGAGCCAUUGGAUCAUACAAUAUUGAUAUCCCUUCUAACACGGAGGUUCUAGGGUGUCUCAGCUGGAAAAGAUUCUUCAGAGUAGCAUGCUUGCCUUACCCCAUCCUUCUCACCCCACCCCGAGCCUCCUCCAGCAGAAAGGACGAGAGGCCAUCUGGAGCAGAGCAGAGAGAAUAAAUAUUCCCUUUCAAAGAA
Messenger RNA from Sus scrofa (pig), 1044 nucleotides. RefSeq names its product galanin like peptide (gene GALP). Gene Ontology annotation, molecular function: hormone activity. NCBI's taxonomy places the organism in Eukaryota, Metazoa, Chordata, Mammalia, Artiodactyla, Suidae. The record is from RefSeq and is marked validated. Gene Ontology annotation, biological process: behavioral response to starvation; defense response to Gram-negative bacterium; antimicrobial humoral immune response mediated by antimicrobial peptide. Gene Ontology annotation, cellular component: extracellular region.